Solea solea (common sole) is the source of this 4040-nucleotide messenger RNA. It is a transcript of the gene cdc37l1, whose product is annotated as cell division cycle 37-like 1. The transcript is spliced from 7 exons. Bases 285 to 1310 code for a protein of 341 amino acids. Gene Ontology annotation, cellular component: cytoplasm. Gene Ontology annotation, molecular function: heat shock protein binding; protein-folding chaperone binding. Lineage: Eukaryota; Metazoa; Chordata; Actinopteri; Pleuronectiformes; Soleidae. Gene Ontology annotation, biological process: protein stabilization; protein folding. The record is from RefSeq and is a predicted model, not a curated record.
UGACACUUAAAAAAAAGAAGAAACAGUGUGGAGGGAUGUUGUUGUAGUUGGACCUGGUGUUGUUUUAUGUAAAGUCUUGCCCCCUCUCUGCCGCCGACACUCGGCGGUGCCUCGUAUUCCCCCGUCGACCCUGUUAACCUUCCAUAUUUAACUCUGGCUCACAGCCCGUCGCUAAAAGCAGCAACUCUGUCUGAGACUCUCCAACCACAGCCAGCUAGCAUCUGCUAGCGGCUGCUGCUGCUGCUGCUGCCACAACAGAGCUAACGGCGAGUUGCCGCGGAGAUAUGGAGUGGCAGCCGGGCAGCGGAGCCUCAUUUUACCCAGGCGAAGAGUCCAGCAGUGACCCGGCUUCCUUACGCAGGCCCCGUAGGGAUGUUUAUUCCCACCAGCAGUCACUCUCAUCGCCUCUUUGUGACUGUCCCAUGGCGUCACUGUGCCAGAGCCAGCAGCGCUGUAUGAAGGCGUCCAUCGUCUCCAGCUGGAGACUGGCCGAGGCACAGGACCAACUUUGUUCACUAGGGGUCCACAGCUCAGAGUCCCAGGAGCAGGAACGUGCUCGGACACUUGCCUGCCCCACGGAACUCACACACACGGAGGAGGAGUGGCGUCGCAAGGAAAGCAUGCUGGAGGGUCGGGAGCCCAGCCGCAGCCCUGUGCUCGGAGCUGUCGGAAGUUGGGAUGUUUUUGAUAAGAGUAUCAUUAAUGUCCAAAAGCAGUCUGUUGAAAUGGAUCAGGACAAGUGCGCUACAUUUCUCCAGAAGUAUGACAGCGAGCUCAGGCAUUUUGGUAUGUUGAGGCGAUGGGACGACAGUCAGCGAUUCCUCGCAGACAUGCCUCAGCUCAUCUGUGAAGCAACAAGCAACUAUUUAUUUCUGUGGUGCAUGAGACUACAGCAAGAAGGGAAGGAGGCCCUAAUGGAGCAGGUGGCUCACCAAGCCAUGGUCAUGCAGUUCAUUCUUGAGAUGGCUGUGAACUCUCAGCAGGAUCCCAGAGGCUGCUUCAGACAGUUUUUCCACAAAGCCAAAGAAGGACAAGAUGUCUAUUUAGAAGUCUUCCAUUCAGAGCUCAAUGCCUUCAAACACAGAGUUAAAGAAUAUGCAGCCAGGUGUAGAAGUGAUACUCCACACAAUGCAGAGCAGCAGCACAUAGGAGGCACAAACUACAUACUUGACCCCAAAGACUCUUUACCUUCAGUGGCAGAGUUCUCGGUGAAGCGUUGUUUAGAGACUGGACUGUGGACAAGCACUGGCAGGUGGACAAAGGAUGAUGCGACAGAAACGGAAGACAUACGAAUGAUGGAGACCUCCUAGUGAAUAAAGGAUGAGCCCCUGCUUUUCUUCCAUCGCCAUCGUCUCCCUCUCUCAAGGAACAACCUGAGAUUCAAGCCCUCUUUCAUCAGCGGAGCAGGCUCGUAAAAAAAAAGACAGAGCAAAAUAUAAACAGAUGUGAUCUGUAUGUAGCGCCGCAUCAUUCAGCGGAGACCUGUUAGAAAUAGUGUUUUACUGGUGUUAAUUCACAGUAUUAACACGAGGAAGUCACAGGCCUUUUCAGUGUCUUUUGCACGUAUGGGUUGCCAUAGUGCUGGUUUCAUAACUCUCACUCUAUAUCUUUCAAACUGAUUAUCGGCAUGGCCCUGAUCUUCAUGCCCAGAUAAUCGAGCAGGAGUAGACAGGGUUUUUUUUAUCUAGUUACACAAAAAGUCAGCCAACCAAGGUUCAGGAGUGUCCCCGUUGGCCGUCGUUUUUUUUUUUUUUAAAAACAGCCUCAACAUGUUUUUGUCUAAUAAUCUAGUCACUGUUUGCUUCUAUCUUAGCUAAUUGUCAUAGAAGAGUAACCAGUGUUGAUGCUGAGCACUUAUACCAGGGUGCGUCUGCUCUUUUCUGUGAGGAGGAGGAGCAGCAGCAGCAGGUCGUAACCCAGACACAGGCUGUCUGAUAGAAGGGAAAAUAAACAGAUCUCUCACACAGGCUCCCCAGCCAAAACAUUAUCCAGGGGACACACACGCACUGUACGUGUGAAAACAAAUGUGCGAGUCGUUUGAACCUGGCAUUAAACAAAUUUUUACCCGAGCUACCGAGUACAAAGACUCUUUAAUGCCCGGUUGAGCUGAUGUUCAAACAGCUAGUGAGCGGAAAACGGCUGACGCGGCUUGCAGCGUGUCUGCUACGUGACGACACGGUGAACUCACUAAAUGGCAUAAUAAGGCUUCCACAACAGUUUUUUUUUUUUUACAUAUUGCCCAUGCAAAGUUGAGCCAUAUACUAGGUUUUUGACCUACCCAAUCGUCUUUAAAUUAAAUCUCUCAACAAAGUAAGAGUUUAAUCAAAAGCCUUAAAUGUCAUGUUAAGUUUGACAGAUGCAACGGCUUUUUCGAUGCUGACAAUUAUGCGUGUGGGGUAUUUUGAAUUAGGUUUUGAAGUAAAAACUGAUAUAAAGCAACAUUAGGUAAAGUUUAUUUUUCAAAUUGGUUCACUCCAGCGCAACUUCCCUCAUGCUAAUCUGCAAAGAGCAAAUAGUAAGUGCACUUAAAGCACAGGUAAUAGAUUUCAACCAUGAUUACAGGUGAUUAAAAUAGGAAAAUGUCCUUAUAUUUUACGUCAUAAGUUUUCCUAAGUCUGUAUGGGCUUUGUGUAUUUAUUCUUCUCUGGUUCCCUUUUGUGCCAGAGUAAAACUAACUUAUAUAUAUUUUUUUUACCUGCUACUACUGUUGUUGUUUUUAACCCAGCAUCCCUAAACAGAGUGACGACCACAGACAGUUGGUUUAAUCUCGUGUUCAUGGGUGUACGACCUACACCUGAGUAGGUGAUUGAGAAACCUUGAGUAUAAAGGAGCGAGAGAGGAAAGGAAAAAAGGGCUGCGCUUCGCUAAGAGGCUUUAACUGUAUAUUUGUAUGCAGAAUGAAGCUCUCUGCAUCUGAAUGUGUCCUGCACUUUAUAUUUCUCUUUUCAAAACGCGUUCAAGUUUUGUCACUUUUGUUGUCGAUGAUGCUCCCGAUUAUUCAGAAUUCAUUUUACAAGUCUGAAAGGAGCUUGUGGAUUGAAUCGUGUGACAUUUGUUUUAAGACAUUUUAGUUGUCUCUUUUUUUUGUUUUUUCUUGGUUUUGUUAGUUUUCUGAGUAACGGUAGUGUGUACGGUUACUUCAGAAGUAUUUCUUUCACAAGAGAACAAAGAAAUCCGUGUCACAAUUUGUUGAGCAAUAUGUUCCGCAAGAUUUUUCUUUUUUGUACUGCAGACUGUGAAAUCAGGAAAAAUACAACGCAUUAAAGUACAAUUCAUCGCAAGCGUGUGAGUGAUUCUGCAGCGGAAUGGAUGAAAGCAUGAACACUGCAAACGCAAUGCUAAAAAUGUGCUGAGGUGGAUGUUUUUGUUUUGUUUUGCUUUGGUUCACAGUUACAUUACUCAACUACGCAGAACAACUGUUUCCUUCAACUUCUUCAUGUGUCCAGUUUAUGAAGUUAUCACAGAAAAAUGAAGAAUACAAAACUUUUGUCAGGGUUAAUCUGAGCUACUAGCUGUAGGAAAAUAUGGAUGUAUCAAUUCCUUAAUACCAGUAGGCAACAGCAGCUUCUUGUGCCACCUUAAAAAAUCUGAAUUAUAUAACCACUGGCAAGAUGUUAGUACCCUGGUAUCUACUGCAUUUAUUGGUGAAUGUGCACGUUUAAUGUCUGACUCUUGAUAUGAAUAGGAAAGGCUCAUUCUGGGGAAAUGAAAAACAACAAUUCAUACAAUCAGGAGAGUGUAUACAUAUAAAAAAAACAACAACCAGACAACAGGCAAAAGGCAGGGUAGUCACUCACUCUCACAUUCACAGCUAUAGUGUCCAGUUAACUUGAUCCCCAAUCUGCAUGUUUUUGGACUGGGAGGAAGACAGAUGUACAGAUAAGAGAGAAUCCGCACACACACACGGAGAGAACGUGCUCAAUCCACACAGAAAUUAACAACUGCCUCACAUAUUAUAUUCCUCUGUGAUGCAAUAAUACACGAAAUACAGCUGGUGUGAGAGGUUUAUUUUGAUUCACAAUAAAUACUCAUGGCAUGGU